Molecule: messenger RNA, 336 nt
Organism: Drosophila navojoa
Lineage: Eukaryota; Metazoa; Arthropoda; Insecta; Diptera; Drosophilidae
Gene: Vsx2
Product: Visual system homeobox 2
Biological process (GO): regulation of transcription by RNA polymerase II
Cellular component (GO): nucleus
Molecular function (GO): DNA-binding transcription factor activity, RNA polymerase II-specific; sequence-specific double-stranded DNA binding
Source: RefSeq, a predicted model, not a curated record
AAAGUUGAAAGUUGAACUUGAAAUUGAUAUACGAUGAAUACUAAAUUGCUCAUUGCAGGUUCGUUGGCGGCCAAGGACUUUGGCAUGGAUGGCUUAAAUGGCUUCGGUGUCGGUCCCGGGGUCCUGGGGCCCAAUGGCAAAAAGAAGAAGAAGAAGCGUCGGCACAGCCGCACCAUAUUCACCAGCUACCAGCUAGAGAAGCUGGAGGAAGCAUUCAAGGAGGCCCAUUAUCCCGACGUCUAUGCCCGCGAGAUGCUCUCGCUGAAAACGGAACUACCAGAGGAUCGCAUACAGGUGAGUGAGUCAUCCAGAUGGAACAGAAUAGAACAGAGCUGA